AUGAGGAAGGGUAAUGGAAGCACAUUCUCUGAGUUCAUCCUCCUGGGGCUCCCCAUCAGGCCAGAGGAGCAAGGCCAGUUCUAUGCCCUUUUCCUGGCCAUGUACCUGACCACUGUGCUGGGGAACCUGCUCAUCAUCCUGCUCAUCAGGCUGGACUUCCGUCUCCACACCCCCAUGUACUUCUUCCUCAGCCACUUGGCUUUCACGGACAUCUCCUUCUCCUCUGUCACAGCACCAAAGAUGCUCAUGAACAUGCUGACACAGAGCCGGUCCAUCUCAUAUGCUGGUUGCAUUUCCCAGGUGUAUUUUUUCUUAUUUUUUGCAGAUCUAGACAGCUUCCUCCUCACUUCGAUGGCCUACGACAGAUAUGUGGCCAUCUGUCACCCCCUGCACUACACCACCAUCAUGAGUCAGAGCAUCUGCUUCCUGUUAGUGACGGGCUCCUGGGUUUUGUCCUUUGCAGGAGCCCUUGUACACACCCUCCUUCUAGCCCGUCUUUCUUUCUUUAUAGACAACACUCUCCACCACUUCUUCUGUGACCUCUCAGCCUUGAUUAAACUAUCCAGCUCAGAUACCACUGUCAAUGAGCUGGUUAUCCUCAUUGUAGGAUCAUUGGUCAUUACCCUACCAUUUGUAUGCAUUCUGGUCUCUUAUGGCCGCAUUGGGGCCACCAUCUUGAAAACUCCCUCCUUGAAGGGAAUCUGCAAAGCCCUGUCCACAUGUGGUUCUCACCUCUCUGUGGUUUCUCUGUACUAUGGAGCAAUUAUUGGGCUCUACUUUGUCCCCUCAUCCAACAACACGAACGACAAGGAUGUCAUUGUGGCUGUGAUGUACACGCUGGUCACACCCAUGCUAAAUCCCUUCAUCUACAGCCUGAGGAAUCGAGAUAUGAAAGGAGCUCUGAAAAGUAUCCUCAGGAGAGGAACCUUUUCAGUGUAG
Dipodomys ordii (Ord's kangaroo rat) is the source of this 939-nucleotide messenger RNA. RefSeq names its product olfactory receptor 50-like. Gene Ontology annotation, cellular component: membrane. The transcript has a single exon. The record is from RefSeq and is a predicted model, not a curated record. Bases 1 to 939 code for a protein of 312 amino acids. Gene Ontology annotation, biological process: G protein-coupled receptor signaling pathway. Gene Ontology annotation, molecular function: G protein-coupled receptor activity; olfactory receptor activity. NCBI's taxonomy places the organism in Eukaryota, Metazoa, Chordata, Mammalia, Rodentia, Heteromyidae.